AUGUCUUCACUCCCGCUAAACACUAAUGCGGCGAUCUCCGGCAUCUUGACCAGUGCUGCCAAUGUUGCCACUUCCAGCAACGGCCCUCCUCCCGCAAAUCCUUUUACUCGCCGCCGUGGCAGCGCCCCUCCCACCAUCGUUGCCGGCGGUCCCCCCAAUAGUUCCAUACUCCCUCGCAACACCUCUCGCGCUAAGGCCGCGGACACUGCGAAGCGUCGUAUUCGAUGGUUGGGAUCACGAAUGAUUCAACUCGAGCGGCGUCAACGCAUCCGGGAGGCGUAUGGAGACUCCUUGAUGCGUCAGAUCUCCAAUGAGCAGAGGAACACCUUGGGUAAUCAGCUUCCCACGGAGUUUGACAAGAAGUACAUUGUGGCCCUCGAUACUUUCGGGCACGAAAAUGAACAGCAAAUUCGAGUUGACGCUGAGAUCUUAGAGAACCUCGAUACCGAGCUCUCAGAGGAGAUGGACCGGGCUGCAGAGCUUGAGCACGACAAGGAAAUGGAGGACCAUUUCGCCAAGAUAAAGAGGAUGAUUGGAGAUGACGGAGAGGGUAUCGGAAAGAAGCAGAGUCGUAUCGUUUUUAAGCGCUCGUAA
Molecule: messenger RNA, 594 nt
Organism: Morchella importuna
Lineage: Eukaryota; Fungi; Ascomycota; Pezizomycetes; Pezizales; Morchellaceae
Exons: 1
Coding region: 1-594 (197 amino acids)
Source: RefSeq, a predicted model, not a curated record